Trichogramma pretiosum is the source of this 2496-nucleotide messenger RNA. Its product is annotated as SET and MYND domain-containing protein 4-like. The transcript is spliced from 5 exons. The record is from RefSeq and is a predicted model, not a curated record. Gene Ontology annotation, molecular function: protein binding. NCBI's taxonomy places the organism in Eukaryota, Metazoa, Arthropoda, Insecta, Hymenoptera, Trichogrammatidae. Bases 250 to 2130 code for a protein of 626 amino acids.
UCGAUCGCAAAUUUUUGAGGUCCGAGUACCCAACUCCGCGGGUGUACUGUACACGUUCCAUCACUCUGUACCGGGCAGAAUCAAUGUCCCUUUUAAAACCGAAUGUGAACGUGUCUACUGUCCGCUACACAAGUCGUAGACAAGUGUUAGACAUUCCAUUGUUCUACUUGUCAAUUGUUUGGAUUCAUCUUACUCAAAUACUUUGGGCUGCGUUUCAUCUUUCUUUCACAAUCGACUUAGCUUUGUAUUAUGGACGCCGAACGUAAAGCCAUUGUUGACUUCUUGUCUCGACCUGAAAUCAAAGAUUUUGCGAUGCGCUCGGAUGCAAAGUAUCAAAUAAAAUGUGCAGAGGAAUCUAUUAAAGCUAGAAAAAAAGGAAAUAACAUAUAUAUUAAAAAAAAACACACAGCCGAUGAUCAUCAAAUGAUUCUGUAUUUUUAUAACAAAAGUAUAGCUUAUGCUCCUAAUGAAUCUGAAGAAUUGAUGUAUGCUUAUAGUAAUAGAGCAUAUUUAUUGAUGCACGUCAAUAAAAAUAAUGAGGCGAUAGAUAGUUUAGAUAAAGCCUUACGAUUGACAAAUUCAAGCAAGAUGAAGUUGAAACUAUAUUGCCAAAAAGUCAAAUGUCUUGCUGCUCUUGGAUCUUCAACAAAAGAUGAUGUAUUGAAAGAGAUUGAUGAAAUUUUCCAUACAUCAAAGAUAUCCGUAGAGGAUGCAACUUUAGUAUCUACUAUUAUUGAGAAAACAAAGUCUGAAGUAGCAUCAAUGAAGCAGUUCAAACCUACUGAUCAGAAGUUCUUAUCAGAAGAAAAAGAGCGCAAUAAAAUUAUUAUUGAAAAAGAAAAGGUUGACUCAUUUGAUGUUGUUGAAAUAAAAUCGACGAAAAAUAUGGGAAAAGGUCUAUAUGCCAAAACUGAUUUUAAAACAGGUGAUAUAGUGCUAAUAGAAAAACCUUGUUUAAUUCAGCCAGACUUUUCCAAUCAAUAUGUAUUCUGCUCUCAAUGUUUAGCAGUCGCAUGGACUGGAAUUCCAUGUGAAACAUGUCAUGAUUAUAUAUUUUGUUCUCUAAAAUGUAAAAGCAUGGCCUGGGAAGAUUAUCAUCACAUUGAAUGCUCAAUAACACCAUAUCUUAUUUUAUAUAACCCACAAAUAGUGAAAUGGAUUCAUAUGAGUCUUAAAUUUUUGAUAUCAUUAAUGAAAAAUAAUAAAACGAUUAAUGAGUUCAAAUCAAAACUGAAAUUUUCUAAGAAAAAUCAAGUUGAAAUGAUAAAUGAAGAACUUGAACAAAGAAUUGAAUUAUUUAAUAAAUUAAUGAGUUUUUCUCAUAUUUUACCACAGAAACCAAAUUUUCUUGCAACUUGCGCUACUAUUAAUACAUUGAUUUAUCUGAUGAAGUAUACAUCUUUUUUUCCUGAACAAUUGAAAAAUUUGCAAUACAAUGAUUUAUCAAAGAAUAAAGAUUUUAUUUUUAUUGGAUCUUUGCUCUUAAGAUUGGUAAAAAUAAGUGCUGUUAAUGUUCAUUGUAUAGCAGAUGAAUCUACAGAGAUUAGUAGUGAAGAAGAGAGUCAAAAACAUCUUUGUCAUACUAAAUCUAGAGGAUUUUGCAUGGGAGUUAUCAGUAGCAUGACCAAUAACAGUUGUACACCAAAUAUUAGAAGAUGUUUCACAGAUGAUAUGAAGUAUGUUUUUUAUGCCAUGGAACCAAUUACUAGAGGAACUCAGCUUUUAGAUGCAUAUAAAGCCUGCUUUUAUAACUGUCCAUUGAUGCGUAGAAAAGAACUACAUGAAAAUUUUGUAUGCCAAUGUAUUGCUUGUGAGGAAGAUUGGCCUUCUCUUUUAAUACCUGAUGUAGAUGAAGUAUUCAUGUCUCAUAAACAGCAAUUUGAGCCAAAAACUUUUUUCACAGAAUUAAGAUUUAUGCAGAAAAUCUCUCCAUUAGUACACCGAAUGACUCAGAAAAAUUAUUAUUUUGAUAAAGAUUUAAUACAAGCUAUGACUGAUAUGAUGAAUGAAAUAGUUCAGGUACUGCCCCAACCUAGUUUAGCUAGAAGUACGUUAUUUUAUCAUCUUGAUCUUAUUCUUGGAAAUUAUUACGGUCUCACUAUUAACUUUGAAAACUCUUGUUGCAAAUAAAAUUCAUUUUUUCAUAGUUUGCUGGUCAGUUUUCAAAAAACUAAUAUGUUUAAAUAAUUUAACGUGUAGACUUAGUUCGUGAGAGGAUUUUGAAUUUAGCAGAAUUUUAGUUUUCUGAUUUUCUCGCGUGUUAUAUUAAAAUUGAACCGACGAAUGCGGCUGAAACGAUCUCUCUGAAUUUUGACGGUCAGCUACUCAAGAAAACUGUCGUCAAUACAUUGGUUUUUUGCCCUUUUGGAGCUUAUUAAGAAAUUAAGAUUCAGUGUCUUCGUAUUCAAUACAAAAAUCCCUUAAUAAUAAAAAUAUUUAAAAAACAUUGAUUCUUAUUAUUAAAUACUACCUACCUUUAAAUACUAUCCAUACUUU